AAGUUAGGAGUUACAUUUCAUUUUUGAAGUGGGCUGGGGUAUGAAGGAUCUUUCUAGGGAAAUUCCUCUUAGAGAUCCCUAACCAUAAAGAUCCUCAUUCUCGAGCCAGCAAAAACCACGAAAUACUAACUCCUUUUCCCUUCUUGAUUGAAUAAUAAUUCCAAAGAGAUGGCAGGAGGAGCAUUUGUGAGUCAGAGUGGAGGAGGAAACUAUGAAGGACGGGUUACCGGAUUUGUCAUCUACACCUGCGUGGUUGCGGCCAUGGGCGGUCUUCUCUUUGGAUAUGACCUUGGAAUCUCAGGAGGAGUCACCUCCAUGGAAUCUUUUCUGAAAAAGUUCUUCCCACAUGUAUACAAAACUAUGAAUGACAAAUCAAAACACGAAAGUCUUGCUUUUCUUAUCGGCGCAAUCCUCAAUGGUAUUGCCAUGAACGUCGCUUUGCUCAUUAUUGGUCGUUUGUUCCUUGGUGUAGGAGUUGGGUUUGCCAAUCAGUCUGUUCCGGUUUAUCUGUGCGAAAUGGCACCAGCAAAUAUGAGAGGGGCACUGAAUAUUGGGUUUCAGAUGGCCAUCACCAUCGGAAUCUUUAUUGCAGGACUAAUCAACUACGGUACAGCACAAAUUGAGGGCGGAUGGGGAUGGAGAGUUUCGUUGGCUCUUGCAGCCGUUCCAGCUAUAAUGAUGACCUUCGGGGCUUUCAUCUUACCUGAUACCCCGAAUUCAAUUCUUGAGAGGGGUAAAGUUGAGAAGGCAAGACAAAUGUUGCAGAAGAUUCGUGGCACCCAAAAUGUUGACAAUGAGUUCCAAGACCUCCUGGAAGCGUCCGAAGCUGCAAAGAAAGUGGAGCACCCAUGGAGGAACAUCUUGCAACCAAGAUACAGGCCUCAGCUCACCCUUUGCAUUCUCAUUCCAUUCUUCCAGCAACUCACUGGCAUUAACGUCAUCAUGUUUUAUGCUCCUGUUCUAUUCAAGACCUUAGGUUUCGGAGAUGAUGCUUCCCUUAUCUCCACAGUUAUUUCUGGAGGUGUCAACGUUCUUGCCACCAUCGUUUCCAUCUAUUGCGUGGAUAAACUCGGAAGAAGAGCUUUAUUCCUCGAAGGCGGUUCUCAAAUGAUCAUUUGUCAGUUUGCGGUUGGAGCCAUGAUAGCAGUGAAGUUUGGGCUCAAUGGUGAAGGAGUCUUAUCAAAAAUCGAUGCCAAUGUGCUUCUAUUAUUAAUCUGCCUUUAUGUUGCAGCAUUUGCAUGGUCUUGGGGGCCAAUGGGAUGGUUGGUGCCCAGCGAAAUUUGCCCUCUGGAAAUCCGAUCUGCUGGACAAGCCAUCAACGUCUCCGUUAACAUGAUUUUCACCUUCUUCGUUGCUCAAGCCUUCCUUUCCAUGCUUUGCCACUUGAAGUUUGGCCUCUUCUUCUUCUUCGGGUGCUUCGUCAUUAUCAUGACUAUCUUUAUUUACUUCUUCUUGCCAGAGACCAGGAAUGUCCCAAUUGAGGAGAUGAACAAAGUAUGGAAGGAACACUGGUUCUGGAGAAAAUACAUUCCGGAUGAAGCUGUCAUUGGUGCCAGGAGAAACAAUGAAACAAGAGAUAUUUGAAUAUGAGAGUAAAACAAUUAAUUUUACUAUUAAGGUUAAAGUUCUGGGUGUUAUAAUAGGAAAGGGAAACAAGAUGUAGAGGAAAAUAUUGUACCAUUUCUCUUUGGCAAUAAUAUUCCAGAGUUUUU
This is a messenger RNA of Rubroshorea leprosula, 1712 nucleotides long. NCBI's taxonomy places the organism in Eukaryota, Viridiplantae, Streptophyta, Magnoliopsida, Malvales, Dipterocarpaceae. The record is from the annotation of a GenBank genome assembly.